AUGGGCUCUGGAGUUUGGUUCAAGAAUAUAAUGAGUAAAAAGAAGAGAGGUGACAGAUCGCAAAAAUUGAAGAUAUAUUCAACACCUGAAAUGUCAAAUGGGUACAAGGAGGAAAAUUGCUUGCAGAAUGAGUCUCCAAUAUUAACUAAUGAUGUUUCUGAGGAAAAUCAUGAUGGUUUGGGCAUGCGCAUUGAUAAUAUUGCAGCAACUCAAAUUCAGACUGCAUAUCGAGCAUACACGGCAAGGAAAAAUUUCCGUCAAUUAAAAGCAACAGUAAGGUUUCAGAGCCUGUUGCAAUGUGACGCCGUUAAAAAGCAAGCAUCAACAACUUUGGGCCAUCUCCACUCAUGGACCAAGAUUCAGGCCCAGAUUAGAGCUCGCCGAGUGCAUAUGGUAACAGAAGGUCGUCUCAGGCAGAAGAAGCUAGAGAGUCAAUCGAAGCUUGAAUCAAAGCUACAUGACCUAGAGGUGGAGUGGAGUGGUGGCUCCAAAACAAUGGAUGAAGCUCUUGCAAGGAUACAUCAGAGAGAAGAAGCAGCAUUGCGGCGUGAGCGAGCCAUGGCAUAUGCAUUUUCUCAUCAAUGGAGAGCCAACUCCAACCCGAACUUUGGAUCAAGUAACCAUGAAAUUGGCAAAUCAAAUUGGGGCUGGAGCUGGAUUGAUCGAUGGAUUGCAGCUCAACCUUGGGAAAGCCGAGUUGUCCCAUUGCAGUCAAGUCCAAAGAAAUCACUUGGUUGCCAGUCGAGCAAGAAUAACAGAAACAAGAAUUCACCAACGAUUCUAGCACCAGUUUCAGUCACAUCAAUUUCCCCUAAUGGGAAGACUGCCACAAAAGCUCGAAAGUUGUCCUAUGGAGCAGCUGAGAAGAUGAUAGAUGCUAAAAAAAUGAACAAAUCCAAAGUGGUGAAAAAUAAAAGAGAAAAGGAAAUAUCUUAA
Fraxinus pennsylvanica is the source of this 936-nucleotide messenger RNA. NCBI's taxonomy places the organism in Eukaryota, Viridiplantae, Streptophyta, Magnoliopsida, Lamiales, Oleaceae. The record is from the annotation of a GenBank genome assembly.